Messenger RNA from Vombatus ursinus (common wombat), 2014 nucleotides. It is a transcript of the gene DDX28, whose product is annotated as DEAD-box helicase 28. Lineage: Eukaryota; Metazoa; Chordata; Mammalia; Diprotodontia; Vombatidae. The coding region runs from base 15 to 1670 and encodes 551 amino acids. Gene Ontology annotation, cellular component: mitochondrion. Gene Ontology annotation, biological process: mitochondrial large ribosomal subunit assembly. The record is from RefSeq and is a predicted model, not a curated record. Gene Ontology annotation, molecular function: nucleic acid binding; ATP binding. The transcript has a single exon.
GCGGCCUCCGAGUGAUGGCGCUCCGGGCUCCGCCGCGCCUGCUGCUGCUCCUCCUGCAGGGGCCGGGUGGGCCCUACCGGGGCCUGUCUUCUGAAGGGCCCCAGGAGCCGCUGCCUGUGAUCCGCGUCCCGCAGCCUCUGCAGCUGCGGCGCGGGGCGGGGGCCCGAGGCGGGCCUGCGCCGCGGGCCGUAGUGCUGCGGCCCGGCCCGCUGCUUAUCGAGGCGCGGCGGCCCGAAUUCAACCAGCCGGCGCGUCUCACGCUGGGCCGUUGGGAGCGCGCGCCGCUCGCCUCGCGCGGCUGGAAGCACCGGCGUUCGCGCGGCGACCAUUUCUCCAUCGAGCGCACGCACCGCCAGGUGCCCGCGCUGCCUGCCGAGGCCGGGGCCGACGGGGUGGCGGAGCACGAGCACGGGGCUGGGGCCGGCUUCGCCGCGCUGGGCCUGCAGCCCCGCGUGCUGGAGGCCCUGCAGCAGGCCGCGCCCGCCGUCGUGCGGCCCACGUGGGUGCAGCUCCGAGCCGUGCCCCCGCUGCUCCACGGCCGCCACCUGCUCUGCGCGGCCGAGACAGGCAGCGGCAAGACCCUGAGCUACGUGCUACCCCUGCUGCAGCGCCUGCUGAGCCGGCCCAGGCUGGCCGCCGCCUGCCCCGCACCCCGCGGCCUCGUGCUGGUGCCCUCCCGGGAGCUGGCCGAGCAGGUGCGGGCCGUGGCGGGGCCUCUGGGCCGGGCCCUGGAGCUGUGCGUGCGGGAGAUUGGCGGCGGCCGGGGCAUGGGCAGCGUCCGGCGGCAGCUCUCCGUGGAGCCCCCCGCCGACGUGCUGGUGGCCACGCCGGGAGCCCUGUGGAAGACGCUGAAGGGGCGCCUGCUGAGCCUGGAGCAGCUCUGCUUCCUGGUGCUGGACGAAGCGGACACCCUGCUGGACGAGAGCUUCCUGGAGCUAGUGGAAUACAUCCUGGGCAAGAGCCCCAUAGCCGAGCACCUGGCCGACCUGGAAGACCCCUUCAACCCCAGGGCCCAGCUGGUGCUGGUGGGGGCCACUUUUCCGGAGGGAGUGGGAGAGCUGUUGAGCAAAGUCACGGACCUGAGCAACCUCACUACCAUCACCAGCCCCAGGCUGCACUGCAUUAUGCCUCACGUCCGGCAAAGGUUCCUAAGGCUAAAGGGUAGUGAGAAAGUGACGGAAUUGAUACAGAUUCUCAAGCACCAAGGAGAGGACAAGCCCGCCUCAUCUGGGGCUGUUCUGGUGUUCUGUAAUAGUUCCAGUACCGUGAACUGGCUGGGCUAUAUCCUGGAUGACCACAAAAUCCAGCACCUGAGGCUUCAGGGACAGAUGCCUGCCUCCAUGAGAGCAGGCAUCUUCCAGUCCUUCCAGAAUGGCACCAGGGACGUUCUCCUCUGCACUGAUAUAGCUUCUCGGGGCCUGGACAGUACUCGGGUGGAGCUGGUUAUCAAUUAUGACUUUCCACCCACUUUGCAGGACUAUAUUCACAGAACUGGCAGAGUAGGCCGAGUGGGGAGCGAGGUGCUGGGAUCUGUGCUUAGUUUUGUGACUCAUCGUUGGGACGUGGAGCUAGUCCAGAAGAUUGAGCUGGCAGCUCGGAGGCGGAGAAGCCUCCCCGGGAUAAAGAGAGCUGUUAAAGAGCCUUUGCCCCCAAUAGAAUUGACUGGUUAGCUAGCCAGUGACACUAAAAAUGUGGGUAUUUAUGACUGUGAACAAAGGACACUUGUGGCUGUCCGAGAAUGUGGAGAGCCACUCCAAAGUAAGAGAAGGAUUAAACUGCUUUGGGCUUGUGAAGCACCAGUCUGUCUGUAUGUUAGGGCUGCCAAACAUCAGUGUUGAAUUUUGUGUAGCUCUGCAUAAUAGUGUGAACUUUUGUGUAAUAAAAUCUAAUUUGACUGGUUUGCAUUUAGUGUAAACUACCUAGAUAAUAACACCUACUCUAUUUGUAUGGGGUGGGGACGUCCAAAAUUUUUUACUGUGGGAUACAUGAUCAAUAAAUAUGCAGGUCAUAUGAA